Messenger RNA from Cinclus cinclus, 1274 nucleotides. It is a transcript of the gene GNAI1, whose product is annotated as G protein subunit alpha i1. The transcript is spliced from 8 exons. The coding region runs from base 1 to 1074 and encodes 357 amino acids. Gene Ontology annotation, cellular component: heterotrimeric G-protein complex. Gene Ontology annotation, biological process: adenylate cyclase-modulating G protein-coupled receptor signaling pathway. The record is from RefSeq and is a predicted model, not a curated record. NCBI's taxonomy places the organism in Eukaryota, Metazoa, Chordata, Aves, Passeriformes, Cinclidae. Gene Ontology annotation, molecular function: GTPase activity; G-protein beta/gamma-subunit complex binding; G protein-coupled serotonin receptor binding.
AUGGGCUGCACGCUGAGCGCCGAGGACAAGGCGGCGGUGGAGAGGAGCAAGAUGAUCGACAGGAACCUGCGGGAGGACGGCGAGAAGGCGGCCAGGGAGGUCAAGCUGCUUCUCUUAGGAGCUGGUGAAUCAGGGAAAAGCACAAUUGUCAAGCAAAUGAAGAUUAUCCAUGAAGCUGGUUAUUCAGAAGAAGAAUGUAAACAGUACAAAGCUGUUGUCUACAGUAACACCAUUCAGUCCAUUAUUGCUAUCAUUAGAGCAAUGGGAAGGUUGAAGAUAGACUUUGGUGAUCCAAUCAGGGCUGAUGAUGCUCGUCAGCUCUUUGUGUUGGCUGGAGCAGCAGAAGAAGGAUUUAUGACUUCAGAGCUUGCGGGAGUUAUCAAGAGACUGUGGAAAGACACCGGGGUUCAAGCGUGUUUCAACAGAUCUCGAGAGUACCAGCUCAAUGACUCUGCUGCUUAUUACUUGAAUGACUUGGACAGGAUAGCACAAACCAGCUACAUUCCAACUCAACAGGACGUUCUCAGGACUAGAGUGAAAACUACAGGAAUAGUGGAAACUCACUUUACUUUCAAAGAUCUUCAUUUUAAAAUGUUUGAUGUUGGAGGCCAAAGAUCGGAGCGGAAGAAGUGGAUUCAUUGUUUUGAGGGUGUUACAGCAAUUAUUUUUUGUGUGGCACUAAGUGAUUAUGACUUGGUCUUGGCUGAAGAUGAGGAAAUGGCAAGUACUAAUCGGAUGCACGAGAGCAUGAAAUUGUUUGACAGUAUCUGCAACAAUAAAUGGUUCACAGACACUUCUAUUAUUCUGUUCCUGAACAAGAAAGAUCUUUUUGAAGAAAAAAUCAAAAGAAGUCCUCUCACUAUUUGCUACCCUGAAUAUGCAGGGUCAAACACAUAUGAAGAAGCAGCUGCUUACAUUCAGUGUCAAUUUGAAGAUCUGAAUAAGAGAAAAGACACAAAGGAAAUCUAUACUCACUUCACGUGUGCCACAGACACAAAAAAUGUGCAGUUUGUUUUUGAUGCUGUAACUGAUGUCAUUAUUAAAAAUAACCUUAAAGACUGUGGCCUCUUCUGAGAACAGACAAAAGAUUGUUAAAUGGUAAAUUACAUGCCUGAAAACAGGACUUAAACAUUUGGAAUAUGCCCACGCUGUGUAAAACCUGCGUAGAUAUACUUAAUUCUCUUUUAUUCUAUUUUUAGGUUUGGAGAUUGACUUCGCACAAUUCUAAUCUGAUUCUUUUCAAGGUGAAAGAAGUACAAAAUGCAUUGUGCUCA